AUGAAAACCCCAGUCCCCAUGCCAAUAGCUCGCCAAGCGGAGUUGUAUGAUCGGUACAAGCAAUAUCUCCGUUUCCAACACGAGGGCCCUCCGAUCGAAGUAUUGAAGGCUGCCAAAGUCCUAGUCAAGGAGGAAGGCCUCAAUCCCUACCAUGCCGUACAGCUGCACAUGAAACUGGCCGAAAUCCCCGAGAUUGGACUUCACCAUGCCACAGAGUGCGUCAGAACUCUCACACAGCUGAGAGAAACUGAUGACAGUAAAUUCAUUAUGUCGGAGUUGCAGGAGGCAACAAGAAUCAUGAAAGAAAGGGGAACGAUUGAGAAGGCCUGGUUGGAGAAGCACAGUACAAUGACAUUGGAAUCCAAAGAGGCGACUGUACGAAAACGUUAUUUUGAUUACUUUUCCGACCUCGAGAAGGAUCAGUCAUCCCCCAAGGGAAAGGAAACAGAGGAGCAGGACCUCUCCACAGUUAAAAAGGCGAGGACGACCGAUUCGGGCGGUGAGAAGGGGGACAAGGAGGAGAAAGAGAUGGAAGCUUUGUAUGAAGACGCACAGGCGUUUCUUGCUUCGUGA
This is a messenger RNA of Fusarium proliferatum ET1, 573 nucleotides long. RefSeq lists its product as uncharacterized. Bases 1 to 573 code for a protein of 190 amino acids. NCBI's taxonomy places the organism in Eukaryota, Fungi, Ascomycota, Sordariomycetes, Hypocreales, Nectriaceae. The record is from RefSeq and is a predicted model, not a curated record. The transcript is spliced from 3 exons.